Messenger RNA from Cicer arietinum (chickpea), 1217 nucleotides. RefSeq lists its product as uncharacterized. NCBI's taxonomy places the organism in Eukaryota, Viridiplantae, Streptophyta, Magnoliopsida, Fabales, Fabaceae. The record is from RefSeq and is a predicted model, not a curated record.
CGAACACGGAGAUUAUAAAGAAAUCCAUUCCUUCUUCUUCUCCUUCCAUUUUGUCUUUGUUCACUUGCUUUCAUUUCACACACAAUUAAUAUUUCUUUUUUAAAUAUUUUAUUCCGUUUCUUUAAUAUUGAAGCUUGCAAUGCGUGCCCAGCCUAAGUAGUAUAUUAAUUAAACACUCAAUUCCAUUACCAAACUAUUCAAAGUCGCUUUCACCAAAAACCCGUUUUGUUUCUUGUUCCCUGUUUGGUUCUUCCUUUAAAUGCCAUUCAACUUCGAAGAAUCUCACGAGAUCUCUAUGCACUGCCUCUAACACUCAUUCUUCAAUGUUACUCUCAAAUCAUUGAGAGAGAGAGAGAUGAGUCAGCUCGGUUUGUUAUUGCAAGAACCGGUUCGGACUCAGAGGGAGACAAGAACGAUUCUAGGUUUGUUAAGGGAGCAAAUGGACGGUGUUGAUGGAGAGCCUCGUAGGAGGCGUAGUUUCAAAGAGCGGCUAGGAUUCAUCGGUUGUUGUGGGGCCACAUGGGGAUUUCGUUCUUCAACUCAAUCGUCGCAGCAACAACAACAGCAACUUCCGGAUACGGAUCCGAAUCAAGAUCCGAAUAUAUGCGUGGGCCCGGAGAUUCCGACGGGCUCGUCGAGUAUGAAUUUAGCGGCGGCGUUGUCGGCAGAGAGAGAACUCCGUGGACCGCCGGGAGAAACUAUCCCCGGUGCGGGAAGGACGCCGGGGACGCCGUGGAGAGUGUCGCUGAUGCGGUUGUUGGAGGAAACGGAAAACGGGGAAGCGGUGGCGGUAACGGCUGAGUUGGAAGGAAAAGUAGGCAGUGUGGCAGGGAAUGAUUCGGUGUGUUGCGUGUGCAUGGGAAGGAAUAGAGGUGCGGCGUUUAUUCCAUGUGGACACACUUUUUGCAGGGUGUGUUCUAGGGAGCUGUGGCUGAACAGAGGCUCUUGUCCCCUUUGCAAUCGUUCAAUAGUUGAGAUUCUUGACAUUUUCUAGAAUAUUCUUCGAGGAUCUGCCCGACGAUUGAAUAGAAUUAUGAUGAUUCCUUUGUCUUUUCUUUCAAUCUCAUUCAUAUGAUUGUUAUGAAUUUCAUUUCAUGUACUAUCUGUCACUUCUCAAAAUGUUUACUAGUAUUUUCUGUACAUACCUUUGUCUUUAUGCUACACACCUUAAGUUUGGGUGUACUAGUAAUAGUAGUAUACCGUGGUUGAAAAUUGAA